AUGUCCUCCACCCAGGAUAACAUUGCUGCCAACGGCAACGACCUCGUCGGUUCGCUCGACCAGCUGAAGCUCGAUGACGGCGAGACCCGUCUUGGCCCUGACGGCGAGCCCGCGCCCCGCACCGACGAGGAGUACGCCGGUUCUCAGCUCACCCUGAGAGCUAUCGUGUCUUCCAAGGAGGCCGGUGUCAUCAUUGGAAAGGCUGGCAAGAAUGUCGCCGAACUUCGCGACGAGACUGGCGUCAAGGCUGGUGUGAGCAAAGUCGUUCAGGGCGUUCACGACCGCGUUCUCACCAUCACCGGUGGUUGCCAGGCCAUUUCUGAGGCCUAUGCGAUUGUCGCGCGCGCUCUCCUCGAGGGCGCUCCCGCCAUGGGCAUGGGAGGUGUCGUCUCCAACACUGGCACUCAUCCCAUCAAGCUCCUGAUUUCCCACAACCAGAUGGGUACCAUCAUCGGCCGCCAAGGCCUCAAGAUUAAGCACAUCCAGGAUGUGUCGGGCGUCCGCAUGGUCGCGCAGAAGGAGAUGCUGCCUCAGUCGACUGAGCGCAUUGUCGAGGUCCAAGGCACUCCCGAGGGUAUCAAGGGUGCAAUUUGGGAGAUUUGCAAGUGCCUCGUCGAUGACUGGCAGAGAGGCACCGGUACCGUCCUCUAUAACCCGGUCGUUCGCACCCAGCCUGGCACAACCUCCACCAUUGGUGGCACUGGAUCGACCAACUACUCUUCCGGUGGCGGUCGCGCCUCAGAGUACUCUUCUCCCCGCGUCAUGCGCACUGGAAACGGUGCCGACUUCAGCACCACUACCAACAACGGCGGCAGUGGUGGCAGUGGCGGUCGUCCUUACGGCCGUCGUUCCGACUCCGAUGCUGCUUCCCGAGGCCCUCCCACCCACGACGAGAAUGGCGAGGAGCUUCAGACCCAGAACAUCAGCAUUCCUGCUGACAUGGUCGGUUGCAUCAUUGGCCGUGCUGGAAGCAAGAUCUCCGAGAUCCGCAAGACCUCGGGUGCCCGCAUUUCUAUCGCAAAGGCUCCCCACGAUGAGAGUGGCGAACGCAUGUUCACCAUCAUGGGUACCUCCAAGGCUAACGAGUCCGCGCUUUUCCUGCUCUACGAGAACCUUGAGGCUGAGAAGAUGCGCCGCCAGACGGCCAACUCCCCCGAGUAG
This is a messenger RNA of Colletotrichum godetiae, 1161 nucleotides long. Its product is annotated as KH domain-containing protein. Gene Ontology annotation, biological process: 3'-UTR-mediated mRNA stabilization. The coding region runs from base 1 to 1161 and encodes 386 amino acids. Gene Ontology annotation, cellular component: nucleus; cytoplasm. NCBI's taxonomy places the organism in Eukaryota, Fungi, Ascomycota, Sordariomycetes, Glomerellales, Glomerellaceae. Gene Ontology annotation, molecular function: mRNA 3'-UTR AU-rich region binding. The record is from RefSeq and is a predicted model, not a curated record. The transcript has 3 exons.